This is a messenger RNA of Plasmodium gonderi, 1680 nucleotides long. RefSeq lists its product as hypothetical. NCBI's taxonomy places the organism in Eukaryota, Apicomplexa, Aconoidasida, Haemosporida, Plasmodiidae. The transcript has 2 exons. Bases 1 to 1680 code for a protein of 559 amino acids. The record is from RefSeq and is a predicted model, not a curated record.
AUGAUUAAACGAGGAAAAACUUUGAGAACCAAGUUUGAAUACAAGUACCUGUUUUACACACUGUCGUGUGUGUCCAUCAAUAUUGGAAUUUGCAAUGAAUACAUUAAAAGGAAAAGAGAGAAAUACAAAGAUGAGGAGCAUAAAAUUUACUUCCACUUGACGGAGAAGAACUUUGAAUAUAUUGAUAAAAAAAAAUAUGAAAGAAGAAUUGAGAAAAUAUGUAAAAAUUUCAAUUUACCACUUGUGACCAUUUCAAGGGCAGCAAAUAAUUACUACCCCAUAGAUUAUCAUUUACAGUACUUGAAUGAUCUUUUUGAAAAAAAAAAAAAAAAAAUUUUUAAAAGUUUUAUAGAAAAUGAGAAAAAAACAAAUUUAACAAUAGAGAAACAAAUAGAUGCAUUAAUAGAAGAUUUAAUUAAACAUGUUGAGGAAGAGUUUGCAGUUGAGGAGACAGAUUUGGAAUGUUCUCCUUCUUCACUAUUUUUGAGAAACCUAGAUUGGAGUUAUUUGAAGGAAUUCAUUUGGGAACGCAAAAAGGUUAAGACUAAAUCAGUAGGAGAAUUUUUAGAUACAUUUAUAGAUGAGUUGUAUGUUUAUGUAUACAUCUAUCUACUAUGCAACUAUCACAGAAACAAUUUUUUCGAUUUUGUAAAAAAGAGAAGGUCGUAUAGACACUGCAGUGAGAAUGUUGGAAAGGACAUUGGUUUGGAAUUAAAUAGCUACUUGGGGAUAAACAAGAAAGAAGCGAUAUCAGACAGUAAGGAAAUGGAUGCUGCAGAUGGAACUACAAUAGUAGAACCUGUCAUCGAACCGGUGAAUUAUGUUCUAAAUAUUGAUACAUUGCGAGAAAUACAAAAGAGCUUAUCUACCUAUGGAGUAGUCGUUUUGAAAAAUUUUUUGAAAAAAGAAGAUAUAGAAAAAAUAAAAAAAGAAUUAUUUCUUGACAAAAAAGAAAUAAAUAAUAUAUCAUCACUUUUGAUGCAUAAGGAUAAUAACAUUUUCUGCAUAAGACCAACACGGGGAAGACAAUAUUGCAUACUACGUAAUAGCAAAGUUAGUGACUUGUUUACAAACAUACAACAAUAUUGGAUGAACAUAAUAUAUUCAUACUUACCUAUUGGUGGGUAUGUAAAUGUAUAUGAUUUAUUUCACAAAAAUGUAAUUUUUAAAUUAAAGGAUUUUAAAGACAUAAGCAUGAAAAUUGAACAGAAUGACAAAUUAUUUUUAUCUGAAUUGCAAUUAGUUAACAAUGAACCAUUGAGUGAAAUUCAAUCACAUCAUGUAGACAAUGGACUAAGUGGCAUAAGUGUCAUUUUGCCAUUAAACAAGAUAAACGAUGAUUCUGGAAAUUUCGAAUUUUUUCUUGGAACUCAUUUAUUCUCAUCCGUAAAAAUAAAAAAAAAAAAAAAAAUUCAUAAUUUUAAAAAAUUUAUGGAGGUAUAUUACAAAACAGGAUCAUCAUUUAUUCCUGAUAUAAAUCCACAAGACAUCAUCAUAUACGAUUCCAAAAUUUUGCAUAGAGGUUUAUCAAACAAUUUAUGGGUCAAAAAUUCUUCCUUAAUUUAUCGAUAUGAUUAUAAAAAAUAUCCUCCACCUGGUCAGGAUUUUAUUGACAUUUGUUCUUACAACUUUAUUGGCAAAUGCAUUUCGUUUUUUAAUUUUUUGACAAAAUAUUUUUAG